CCCCCAUGACAUUUUUACAGACUCGAAAGUGAAAUUCUCAGUGUUGAAAGAAAAGCUGGUCCAAGAGCAGCAGAGCACUGCCUGCACAUCCCUCCUUCCAGGAAGGCUGAGGUAGCUAUGGACAGACCAAAUCUUGGAGACCUGAUUGAGAUUUUUCGCAUUGGCUACCAGCACUGGGCCAUCUACGUGGGAGAUGGUUAUGUGAUCCACCUGGCUCCUCCAAGUGAAAUCGCUGGAGCUGGUUCAGCCAGUCUCAUGUCAGCCGUGGUGGAUAGAGCUGUAGUGAAGAAGGAACUGCUGUCUGUGGUGGUUGGACAGGACAGGUACCGGCUCAAUAACAAGCAUGAUAACAAGUACCCGCCCCUACCUCCCAGAAAUAUCGUCUGGCAGGCGGAGGAGCUGGUGGGACAGGAGGUGCUCUACCAGCUGACCAGCAGGAACUGCGAGCACUUUGUGAACAAGCUGCGCUAUGGAGUCGCCUGCAGUGACCAGGUCUCUGAUGCCAUCUCUGUAGUGGGCGCCGUGGGAGUGUGCCUGGCAGCCAUAGGCCUCACUGUGCUUCUGGUGAUCUGAAACAGGUAGCAACAGCAAGAAGUCCAAGGAAAUGUCUCGACAGCAAGAAGUUACGGGGCAUCUGGUUUAGCCAGUAGGUGUGGUGUUUUGUUUAUUGAUUUCACCAUUUGUGAUCAUUUUGGCUUAUUUUAACGGAGCUAAAUAAAAGUAUCAAAAGAUUUUAUCUGUGCAAAUACAGCCCAGAGUGAAGCGUGUUGGGGGUACAGGGGCUCCUUCCUGGUGACACUGAGUUGCAUCCUGACUGUUGUGUGUGUUUCCUCUUAUGAAGGCUGUGUUCUUUUUGAGACAUGAGUAUGCAUAUGGCGCGUGGGGGAAGACAGACCUGACUGAUGGACAAGACAAGAACCUUGGCCUGACAGCCUGGGACCACAGUGCUGGAACUGUGUUGAUGGUUCCCAGCACUGAAUGUGACUCAGCCACAGGGACUGCCGGCUGCCCUUCCUCUUGCUACUCCCCGCUCCUCUUGAUUCCAAGAACGGUUGUUGUUUUUAAGCUGUAUCUGGUCAGCUAUACUGAUGGCGACACCACGCACAGUGGAAUGAGAUGCUGCCUGGUCCUACCCUGUUCUCGUGAUUGGUUUCUGAUUGCACCAUUGUGAUCCAUAGGGUUUUCAUUGGCUGAUUUUCAGAACUAGAUAGCCAGGCCUUCCUUCCUAGUCUGUCUUAGUCUGAAAGCUCUGCUGAAACCUGUUCCACAACGCAGCAACAUGCAAGCCUCCAAUGACAGAUGGGUGGGUGGUAGCUACACAUGUGGCGCACUGGCCGGGAAUCAUGUCCUGGUCUCCAGCAUGGUUGGUGAGAAUUCCAUCACUGGACCACCACUAACCAAAAUGAGUUUUUGUCAGCUCUCUACAUCUUUUCUGUGUCUUGCAACUUCCACCUCCUCAGCACACCUGCGCAGGCACCACGUCUGUUCACCACGACUCUCAAGUCUCUGAUCCCACAUUCCUAUGCUGGUUUCUCUUCCUGCAUCUGCUCAGCUCAGUUCAGUUCCCCUGCCCCUGUCACUUCCUGUGCUCCAGUUCAAGUUCCUGAGAGACUCUGAUUGGCCCAGCUCACCACAUCGGAGCUCAGCCUCCUGAUUGGCUGUCCUUGGGUCAGGUGACCACACGAGGUCUAUCAGCUCUGCUGAAUGGGGCAGGGUCACACGGGACAAACAUGGCGGUAGAGGAAUCUUCACUUGGAGGGGAUGAGGAUGUGCCCAUACCUGCACCCAGGGGAGGGGAGGGAACAGAAACCAACCUUCAGCUGGAUCCUCAAGCAUUGCUUGAGUCUCCAAGAGAGAUUCUUGACUGAAGUGAAAGGCUGGACCUUGUAUCUCCCUUAGAUCUUAUUUCUCAAUCUACCACUACU
Loxodonta africana (African savanna elephant) is the source of this 1925-nucleotide messenger RNA. RefSeq names its product phospholipase A and acyltransferase 3-like. Gene Ontology annotation, molecular function: glycerophospholipid phospholipase A1 activity; A2-type glycerophospholipase activity. The record is from RefSeq and is a predicted model, not a curated record. The transcript has 4 exons. NCBI's taxonomy places the organism in Eukaryota, Metazoa, Chordata, Mammalia, Proboscidea, Elephantidae. Bases 118 to 573 code for a protein of 151 amino acids. Gene Ontology annotation, biological process: N-acylphosphatidylethanolamine metabolic process. Gene Ontology annotation, cellular component: cytoplasm.